Messenger RNA from Aethalodelphis obliquidens (Pacific white-sided dolphin), 5679 nucleotides. RefSeq names its product lysocardiolipin acyltransferase 1 (gene LCLAT1). NCBI's taxonomy places the organism in Eukaryota, Metazoa, Chordata, Mammalia, Artiodactyla, Delphinidae. Gene Ontology annotation, biological process: phosphatidylinositol acyl-chain remodeling. Gene Ontology annotation, cellular component: endomembrane system; endoplasmic reticulum. The transcript has 7 exons. Gene Ontology annotation, molecular function: acyltransferase activity. The record is from RefSeq and is a predicted model, not a curated record. The coding region runs from base 35 to 943 and encodes 302 amino acids.
UAAGACUUCUCCAGUGGACUUUCACCUACAUUUCAUGGACCAGACUGCAUUACAUGUCACUGCCGCUGUAAGGAAACUGGGAAAUGGAGAACUGUGCCUUUACCUCUGCACUGGGAAAGGAACAAGAAUCAUGGUGUCAUGGAGAGGGAUAUACUUUAUACUCACUCUGUUUUGGGGAAGCUUUUUUGGAAGCAUUUUCAUGCUGGGUCCCUUUUUACCUUUGAUGUUUAUAAACCCAUCUUGGUAUCGCUGGAUCAACAACCGCCUUGUGGCAACCUGGCUCACGCUACCUGUGGCAUUGCUGGAGACCAUGUUUGGUGUAAAAGUGAUUAUAACAGGUGAUGCAUUUGUUCCUGGAGAAAGAAGUGUCAUUAUCAUGAAUCAUCGGACAAGAAUGGACUGGAUGUUCCUGUGGAAUUGUCUGAUGAGAUACAGCUACCUCAGAUUAGAGAAAAUUUGCCUCAAAGCUACUCUCAAACGUGUUCCAGGAUUUGGUUGGGCCAUGCAGGCUGCGGCCUAUAUCUUCAUUCAUAGGAAAUGGAAGGAUGAUAAGAGCCAUUUUGAAGACAUGAUUGAUUAUUUUUGUGAUAUCCAUGAACCACUUCAACUCCUCAUAUUCCCAGAAGGGACUGAUCUCACAGAAAAUAGCACGGCUCGAAGUAAUGAAUUUGCUGAAAAGAAUGGACUUCAGAAAUAUGAGUACGUCUUACAUCCAAGGACUACAGGCUUUACUUUUGUAGUAGACCGUCUAAGAGAAGAUUUGAAAUGGCCUUUAGCAGAAGAUAAAAUAAGAAAAACGUGGCUCACGGUGUCAAAGCCAGGUGCAGAUGCCACAGUCUCAAAGAAGGUUAAAGAAGAUCACUGCUUUCAUAGUGUAGAGAUUGAUGGCAUAUGGCUACACUCUGACAGUAUUCUAGAAGGUUCUCUGGAUUUCUCCUUGUAAUUGUCUGGUUAAUUAUUGUCUAAAAUUGGUCAUAGUUGAUGAUGCAGCCUAAGGAAAGAAAAAAUCUUUCAGUGAUGACAAUUAGUCUGACUUUUUUCUGCUUUAAGGUUCCUAGACCUCUGUAAUGAUUAGAAUCCAUAAGAACUGGGAAAGCUAUUCUAGAGCCUGAUAUUAAGGUCUUGUGUCUUCAUUGAGGUCCUUUGCUUCUGAAGCACAUCAUGAAGUAUCAGUGAUCUUUCUUUCGAACAACGUUUCUUGAUGCCCAUGGGAAAGGAAGAACCAAUCGCUGUCCUGAUAAGGAACCAACAUCACUGUAUUUUAAAAACUCUAGGCUUCCUUAAAUGACAUAAAUAAAGGUAAAGUGUUAGAUAUAAGAGUGACUUUGUAACAGCCAAGUUACAAUCUCUGUAAGAGAAAUAUGAGCUAAAUAAGAGAAAUUACCUCAGUCAUCUGUGGGGUGGCUACAUUCCUGUUGCCCUCUCAAGUGAAAGCAAUUCCUUGUCACCUCUUACUACCUUAUGAUGUUCUUAAUUCACCUCUGACUUAAUGCACCUUGGAGUUCAAAAAAAUUGUUUUUGAUUCUUUUUUGAGCCUUUUGUGUCUAAAUACAGCAACUUUUACUCCUCGCACAUAUCAGUCAAUCCAUCUCUCCAUUCUCUGCCUCAGCCUUCAUUUCAGUGUAGAGAGGAGACUUAGCACCUGGCUUAGCCUUCCACUCCAUCCCUGGUCCAGCCAUCCUCGUAGGUAAUUUCAUGUAUAUGAUGACACAUUGAGCUCAGUUUCUUGAUCUCCCCUUAUCCAUGCUGCUUCAUACUUUGAAUUUUGUCUUCUGGAUUUGCUCUACCUGUUAAAUAUUAAAUUUAAACAUCUCAUUCUCUGAUGACAGUCUCAUAUUACAACUGUUGGUAAGUUAUUCCCCCUGUAGCUGUUCUUUACUCUCGUGAAGAUGUCUCUUCCCUAAAUGCCUUUAUUAUUUUUCCCUAUUCAUAAUCAUUCACCUGCCUGCACUCUUUUCUCCAGUCCCAGUUAUACUCUGUGGCCCAUCCUUUAAACCAUAUUCUUGCCGGUAUCCUCAGCACCUGAGCCUAGUGCCCACUCCUGGUAGAGGUGCAGUCCUGGGUCUCGCCAGCUGACUGCCUUUGCUCUACCUGCACUGGCUUUGAGCUCCACUGGAGAAAAUCCCCCAAAGCAUUCAGAUUACUGCCAAAAUAAAUUCUUUGUUGCUGUAUUAGUUUUCUAGGGCUGCUGUAACAAAUUACCACAAACUGGGUUGGCUUAAAACAAUAGAAACUUAUUCUCUUACGGUCUGGAAGUUAGAAGCCUGAAAUCAAUGUGUCAGCAGGCACGCUCCCUCUGAAGUCUCUAGGGAAGAAUCCUUUCUUGACUCUUCUGGCUUCUAGUGGUUGCCAACAAUCCUUGGCAUUCCUUGGCUUGUGGCAACAUAACUCCAAUCUCUGCCUCUGUCUUCACGUGGCCUUCUUUCCUGGGUCUGUCUUCUUCUUACAAGGAUCCACUCAUUUUGGAUUUAGCUCCCGGCCUAAUUCAGUACAGCCUUAUCACAGUUUAACUAAUUACAUUUGCAAAGACCCUAUUUCCAAAUAAGAUUGCAUUCUGAGGUUCCAGUGGACAUGGAUUUGUGGGGUGGUGGGCGGCGGUGGAGAUGGACACUCUCCAACCCAGUAUAGUUGCGAUCUCCAAAGAACCCUCAGUGCUGGCUGUUUUUCUGUAUUUUCCUGGCCAGUUUUCCUGUUCUCUGCAGUAGCAAUUUUAAGCCUCCCCUGCCCAUCUUCAACACUCCAGCGCCCAUCCUCCUGCCCCCAUUUCUUUGGCAAAGAAAUCAGACACCAUCAAACCAGAACUCCCUUCUCUUUCUUCCCUCAGACCUACAGAUUAGCUGAAUCUAUACUCAUUGCUUCCUGUUGUAAUGAAAGAGCUCAUCCUCCUGUCUAAAAUUUCAUUUCAUUUUUUUCCAUCUCCACAAUGUAUCCCAUAGCCUUCUGCCCCCUCAGGAAACUUCAAUUUAAACUCUGUCCCCUUUCUUUACCAUAGCUUUAAACUUGAACUUACUAAUGGUUCCUGUCUUCAGCAUUUAAUGUCAUUCAGAUGUCUUCAGUCUUUAAAAAGAAAAAGGAAAAAACUGCACAAUUGCACAACACUUUUCAAUCCCUGCCCCUAGUCCAACUUUCCCUCUACCUCUUUCUUCCCUUCAGAUAUAAGCUUCUUAGAAGAGCUGGGGACACUGUCACUACGGCCUCACCCCUAAUGGCUUCAUGAGCUCUGUAGUCAGUCUCCCACCCCCGUGUCCCACUGAACUGGAACUGUUUCCCGUGUCGUAAAACCCAGAUCUUGUCCCUUUUUGCCCCAUCACCAACACUUGACCCUGAUGGACAUUUCCUUCUUCUAGAAACAUUCCCUGCCUUGAGGGUAGUUUAGGGAGAAUUGGGGGCCAGGAUAAACUAGAUAGAACUAGAAGACUUCUGAGAUCUCCCUCAAUUCUAGGAAGCUGAUGAUUUUCUGAGAUUUCAAGAAUCUUCAGUUCUUUUUGUUUAUAAAACUUCUUGGCAAUUUGUGGUUAUUUAAACAUGGUAGUGCUUUAAAAAAAAAAUAACGUUGACUACAGAAUGCAACAUCUUUCUCAUGCGGUUACUGUCAUUUCAAAGAGAUUAUUUUUAGUAACUGUAUUUGUUAUUAUAAAAUUUCUCAGAAAUAGAAAACCCAUUAGGGAAACUUUAAAUAGAAACUGGCUGUACUGAAUUUAAAAUUCUAAGAUUCAAAGAUACAGACUCUGAGGCAUUAUCUUUUGACGUUCUGAAGCCUGAAAUGUCCUCUUGUAAGAAUAUAAGGUGUUUAUAUGUAUAAAAACAGGCUUCUUAUCUAAUUUAAUUUUACAGAGAGUAGGAUGACAAAUAAUAUAAGAGAAAAUGGAAACUAAAUGGUAUGAGUUAAAACUUGAAGUUUAUAAUCUCCUCCCUUUCCUAACAAUAUCUAUAGUAUGAAGAACUCAGCUGUUUACAGCAAAGUUUUUUUUUUUGGAACAGUUCUCCCUUUAGACAAAUAGUUUGACUCUUGAUUUGAAUUAAAUCAAGUUGCUUCACUUGAUUUUAAUUCAAGAACAAUGUUUAAAAGAUAAUUCCAAACGUCCCCAAGUCUUCCUGGCCUAAAGAUGCAGAUGAGUUUGGGUUAAUAUCAAAAAGUCCCAUCUUGGAGCCCCUCCUGCAUGGCUGCUGAACCUCAUCGUCUCUGUCCAAGUGUCCACCAAGAAUUUCCAAGUCUUGCUGUCUCAUGGGCUCUGACCUUCUGGUAGAAGUUCUCCCUGCAGUCCAUGGGCAUGAGACACUGUGUUACUGCCUUGGGCAUGGCCGCAUGUCUCCCCAAGUUGCCAGCUCCCCAAGGGCCAGGCAGCCCUGUAUUCUCUCAUCCUGACAGAAGUCCCUCUAGGAAGGAGUUCCUUGAACUUUUAAUCAGAAUCUUCUCUUUCCCUGGGACUCAGUCCUUGGGGAAAAGCACCUUGCCCUCCUCUUCUGCCCUCCUUUUUACCAGUUUCUGCUCCUGUGUCUGGGCCCCAGACAUCCUCCUAAGAGGGUCUCUUUACUCUGCCCUACCAUUUAUGCACAUAGAGGUGGGGAGGGGGCAGGAAAGCGGAUGCAAAGUCAUAUGGAGUUGCUGGUACAGCUGUUGGGAGCCAGAGCUCCGGGAUUCUGAGGCUUCAGACUUUCCCCUUACCUUUCAGUCUCUGCCCCUUCCCCCUCAAUUUUGUCCAGCUGUAGCAAAUUAAUAAAACAUCCAAUGAAAGCCAAUCAAAACUUUAGAAGUCUUCAAAAGUUGUUAAAAUGUUUUCCUUUCCAGUCUGAAUUGCUACAAACUUGAUAGUUAAACAAGAUUUUGAUAAACAGUACAUUUUGUAAAUUCUGCAAAUUGGCUGUUUAGCAAAUUGGCCUGCUUUCCAGUUCAUCAGAUAUUAAAUCUCAGUUAGGUUCACUUGGAACUUCCUACUGCCAUAGCCCUUUCAUGACAGUGAACUUCAGAACACUUAAAAAAACAUUAUGUCUUCAAAUUCCACAUUUAGUUUUAUUGAGAACAAAAUGUUGUCAUCUCUCUGGGGUUUAUAGUUGGUGUAUGCAACACAGUACCAAGAGGUCUUCUAGGAUAUCACGUUCUUUGCAACAGAGCUGGAUGCUGACCUUGCUUUUAUUUAUUUUUAAUUGGAUGAAUUGUGGAAGGGGUGGUACUGGAAUCUGUAUUUAUCCUAAGCCUGGAGAAUCACUGUGAGGGGUGCCAUGUUGAGGAGAAAAAAGUAGAGAAAGGGGAUAGUGUAUUGCCAGCUACUAAAGAUUUAAAUUAAGACAUACAGCUGAAUAAGAUUAUAUUUUUCUCCUGUUCACCUAAUUCCCAAAUUAUAAAACUAUUGAAAUUGGAUGUCUGUUCUUUUAGCACUAGUAUUAUUAGAGUGAAUUAAGUUUAUGUAUUACACUGUAGAAAUGAAAGCAACAAAACAAACCACAGAUUUGUAUACCCGUAGAUAGAUAAACUGUAAAUAAAAGCUAUUUUAUUUUUGUUAUUCAAAGCAUAUCAGUGUAUCCUACUAUAAAGGGAUGAACUUCCACCCACUGGUUUUGUAGUUCCCUUUGGGUCUGCUAUUGAUUGUACAAGCUUUUUGUCUUUGACGAAUGUUUAGCAACAGGCAAGGAUGCUUUCUGGCUGUUUGUCCAGCAUUUGAGAAGGAUCCCUUGGAAUAA